Molecule: messenger RNA, 309 nt
Organism: Theileria equi strain WA
Lineage: Eukaryota; Apicomplexa; Aconoidasida; Piroplasmida; Theileriidae
Exons: 2
Coding region: 1-309 (102 amino acids)
Biological process (GO): DNA repair; meiotic DNA recombinase assembly; reciprocal meiotic recombination
Cellular component (GO): Rad51B-Rad51C-Rad51D-XRCC2 complex; Rad51C-XRCC3 complex; replication fork
Molecular function (GO): four-way junction DNA binding; ATP-dependent DNA damage sensor activity; crossover junction DNA endonuclease activity
Source: RefSeq, a predicted model, not a curated record
AUGAAGAAUGUAACUCUGAAAGCACGAAGUAUCGACGAAAUCUGGAGCGGUUACAAAGACUAUAGGGAUAGUUGUGAAUUUAUAAAGGUGGGCAUUCAGGAACUUGACAACGCGUUGAAUGGCGGACUUCCUUUGGGAAAAAUCCUUGAGAUUUAUGGACCUUCCGGGUCAGGGAAGACACAAUUCGCGUUAUCCGUUGUUUCAGAGAUUCUGAUCAAGAAUGGGAUACACUCAAACGAAGUAUUCUCCCUUUACCUAUACACGAAUGGAACAUUCCCAAUACAAAGAUUAUGUGAGAUUUUAGGUUAG